CGCGGCGCCAUGCGCAGACUCAGUUCCUGGAGAAAGAUGGCGACGGCCGAGAAGCAGAAGCACGACGGGCGGGUGAAGAUCGGCCACUACAUCCUGGGGGACACGCUGGGCGUCGGCACCUUCGGGAAAGUGAAGGGGUUCCUCUGUGGUGUAGGCCUGGCUGUCCAGGAAUUCUCUGCAGACAAAGGUAGCCUUGAACUCUGCCUCUGAGUGCUGGGAUUAAAGGCAUGAACCAGCUGAGAUAAGGCCUAUGCUGAAAGAGAAAAUAUUUUAUGAUCAUCAAGGUUGAGACAUUGUUUUAUUACCUCUAUCUGUCUGUCUGUCUAUCUGUCUCUGUGUAUGUUAGUGCACCUUUUGUGGGGGAGGCAGGAUCUCUCAUCUUAAGUCAGAGCUCACACCUUUGGCUUGUUUAGCUAACCAGCUUGCUCUAGGGGAUCAGAGCCAGUCAAAACAAGUGUAGGAGGACCUACUCCUCACUUGGCUAACUAGUGUGCGAGUUGAGGUCUAGCAAAUGCCAUCCCAUUAGUCUAGUUUUGUUCUCUCUGAUAAACCAUGAAGGGGUAAAAUGAGAACAAACCAGAGGGAAAAUGCUGCAGUUCUUUCCAGGGGGGUCAAUGCUCACACCCAGAUCAAAUGCCUUAGUGGCUGGGAUGGGGAAGUAGGAGUGGCUUAGUUACUGUCUAGUCUCUUUCAGAGACGCCAAGACCAAGGCAGUUAAUAAAGGAAAUAUUUUAUUGAGUUUGAGACUCAGGUGAGAGGAUGAUUCACGACCAUGGUGGUGGAGAACAUGGCAGCAGGCAGGCAGGGCACUGGAGCAAUAGCUGAGAGCUUAUAUUUGAUUAUAAGCAAGAGGUAAGGAGGCAGGGACAGAGAUAAGACAGAUAGACAGACAGACACGCUGGGCCUGUUAUGGGUUUUUGAAACCUUAAAGCCCAACCCAGUGACACACCUUCACCAACAUAGCCAUAUCUAUUAAUCCUUCCGAAACCAUCCACCAAGAACCAAACAUUCAAACUAUCACAAAGAAAUACUGUUUUUGUUUUUUUAAAAAUAAACUAUAGGGUGUCUCAGAGCCUUGUUAGUCUGUAGAAGGGAGAAUGCAUAUCUUUUCCUGGGUUUGAGAAGUCUCUGUGGAGGCUCUAGUCCUCCACGUAUUGUAUGCAUAUAUUGUACAUAAAAAAAGCAAUAUACUGUAUACUUGAACAAUGUGACUCAAGAAACUCAGUUCCAGUACUUUUAGCUGUAUGACGUUUUCCAGCCAAUAGGAAGUACUUAGAGCACCAGAAAAGGGGCUGUGGAAGGUGACUCCUGAUAGGCUGUGAAGGAUGCCAAUUAACCUCAAAAGCAAAACACCACAGGAUCAUCCACUUCCAUAGGAAAUCCUGUGGGUGAAACAGCUCCCUGAGAAGAAUCAUAUGCAGGCGCCUUGUAUGUCUUUACUUAAGAGGAACAUUUGCAUCCCUGUCCUCAUGAAUGCUAUAUUUUUGAAAACUUGGAAGUAUAUAAUCCAGCGUAGAAAGCCUUUUUAAUCUGACUGUUGUUAUUAAUGCGAUUUUUAAAACUUAUUAUUUUUUAAGGUAUGUUUGUGUAUGUGUUUGUAUAUAUGCAUCUGACUGAAGGUGCCCAUAACGGUCAAAGGUAUUGGACUGAUCCUGCUGAAGCUGGAGUAACAGAUGGCUGUAUGCCUCCUGUUGUCAGUGGUCCUAUGGAGGAGCAGUCUGUGCUCUGAACUGCUGAGCCAUCUCUGUAACUAUCCCCCUUGCGUCCUAUAGCUUGGUUUGGCCUUGGCCUCCCAGUUCUUUUGGCUCCUCCUCCAGAACGCUGGCUUUUUCAGUCAAUAAGCCUAUCAUCACCUUGCUAGGGCUACAGCGGCAGCACUAAAGAUUGGUGGCUUAAAACAAGAGAAAGUUCUCUUACAAUCUGAAGGUCAGAGGAGUGAAAACUGGGGUCCGUAGGGCUGUGCUCCUUUUAAUAGUCAGUGGCAUAUGUGUCCCUUACCUCUUAGUUUCUGAUUAUUCCUGGUUUUGCCUGGCUUGUAGCAUAACUCCACUCUCUGCUUGCUGCUGCUGCUGCUGCUGUUGUUGCUGCUGCCGCUGCCGCCGCCACCGCCACCGUAUGGCUAGUCAACUGUUUCUGUGCUCCUCGUAAGAGAGCAAGCCCUUAGAUGAUUAUGCUCACCCUGAAUCUACCAUCAUACCAUUUUGAGACCCUUUACUAAUUCUAUUUUUAAAAUUUUUUUAUUUUUAUGUAUAUGUGUACACUGUCCCUGUCUUCAGACACACCAGAAGAGGGCCUCGGAUCCCAUUACAGAUGGUUGUGAGAUUUGAACUCAGGAACUCUGGAGGAGCAGUCAGUGCUCUUAACCACUGAGCCCUCUCUCCAGCCCUUACUAAUUCUACUUUUUUUUUUUUUUUUUGGUUCUUUUUUUCGGAGCUGGGGACCGAACCCAGGGCCUUGCGCUUCCUAGUGGGCAAGCACGAGUUGACUGGACAUAAAGUUGCUGUGAAGAUACUCAACCGGCAGAAGAUUCGAAGCCUGGACGUGGUCGGGAAAAUCCGCAGAGAGAUCCAGAACCUGAAGCUUUUCAGGCACCCUCAUAUAAUCAAACUAUCAUGUUUUCUCUCGCCAGGUACCAGGUCAUCAGUACACCGUCUGAUAUUUUCAUGGUCAUGGAAUAUGUCUCAGGAGGAGAGCUAUUUGAUUAUAUCUGUAAAAAUGGAAGGUUGGACGAAAAGGAGAGUCGACGUCUGUUCCAGCAGAUCCUUUCUGGUGUGGACUAUUGUCACAGGCAUAUGGUGGUCCACAGAGAUUUGAAACCUGAAAACGUCCUGCUUGAUGCACACAUGAAUGCAAAGAUAGCCGACUUCGGUCUUUCAAACAUGAUGUCAGAUGGUGAAUUUUUAAGAACGAGCUGUGGCUCGCCCAAUUAUGCUGCACCAGAAGUAAUUUCAGGAAGAUUGUACGCAGGCCCUGAAGUAGACAUCUGGAGCAGCGGGGUCAUUCUCUAUGCUUUGCUGUGUGGAACUCUCCCUUUUGAUGAUGACCACGUGCCAACUCUUUUUAAGAAGAUAUGUGACGGGAUAUUUUAUACCCCUCAGUAUUUGAAUCCCUCUGUAAUAAGCCUUUUGAAGCAUAUGCUGCAGGUAGAUCCUAUGAAGAGGGCCACAAUAAAAGAUAUCAGGGAACAUGAAUGGUUUAAGCAGGACCUUCCAAAAUAUCUCUUUCCUGAAGACCCGUCUUAUAGUUCAACCAUGAUUGAUGAUGAAGCCUUAAAAGAAGUGUGUGAGAAGUUCGAGUGCUCAGAGGAGGAGGUCCUCAGCUGCCUGUACAACAGAAACCACCAGGACCCACUGGCAGUUGCCUACCACCUCAUAAUAGACAACAGGAGAAUAAUGAACGAAGCCAAAGAUUUCUACUUGGCAACAAGCCCACCCGAUUCUUUCCUCGAUGAUCACCAUUUAACUCGGCCUCACCCUGAGAGAGUACCAUUCUUGGUUGCCGAAACACCAAGGGCCCGACACACCCUAGAUGAAUUAAACCCACAGAAAUCCAAACACCAAGGCGUACGGAAGGCAAAGUGGCAUUUGGGGAUUCGAAGUCAAAGCCGACCCAAUGACAUCAUGGCAGAAGUGUGUAGAGCAAUCAAGCAGUUGGACUAUGAAUGGAAGGUUGUAAACCCCUAUUAUUUGCGUGUGCGAAGGAAGAACCCUGUGACAAGCACAUUUUCCAAAAUGAGUCUACAGCUAUACCAAGUGGAUAGUAGGACUUACUUAUUGGAUUUCCGAAGUAUUGAUGAUGAGAUUACAGAAGCCAAAUCAGGGACUGCUACUCCACAGAGAUCGGGAUCCAUCAGCAACUAUCGAUCUUGCCAAAGGAGCGACUCCGACGCCGAGGCUCAAGGAAAGCCCUCAGAAGUCUCUCUUACCUCAUCCGUGACCUCCCUCGACUCCUCUCCUGUUGACGUAGCUCCAAGACCAGGAAGUCACACGAUAGAAUUUUUUGAAAUGUGUGCAAAUCUAAUUAAAAUUCUUGCACAGUAAACCUAAAACUUUGCUUAUUUCUUUGAUGCAAUAAGCAUGCUUACUAAAUAAUAGCCAAAUACUUCCACUUACCGAGUUAUAUGUGUGUGUAUAUAUAACUAAGGACUGGCCUUCUGCAAUGCAGCUUGCACAGGGCCUGGAAAAUGAUCGAUUGUUUAAGCCUAAUGUGCAGAAAGGAAUCAGGAUCAUUCUGUUAGCCCUUAUUCAGUAGGCACACAUCGCAUAGUAACACACAGUGGACUAUAGGCCUCAGGCUCACUCGAUUUUUGGCCAUUUGAAUUUGCUGUAACAGGUCUCUGUUGACCAUAAAUUUACCAUAAAGCCUUUACAUAUCAGUACAUGUUGAUGUGUUUUAUAUUAGCUUCAUGAAUUUAUUGAGUGAGUUUGCCUAGAAUCCCCACAGACCUUCCUAGAUGAUACAAGACCUAGGCGAUGCUGUUUUCUGGGCUCCUUAACUUUCGAAAUAGUUACUGUUUCCCAUUUUGGGUAACAUUAUGAACUAUUUCCAUAUUCCUCUUAAAAUACUAUUUUUAUGUAGCAAGUCAUUUCAGAUAACAGUCUAAUUUAAAAUUUUUCUUUGGCUUGUAAGCCCCCAACCCACCAGAAUUUAUAUGUUCAGACCCUCCGAGCCCUGAACUUGCUUUUACAGUUUCCCCCUUAAACGUUUUGUGUAUGAAGUGCUGCUUUGGAUCCAAGAGCCGAGUUGCUCACACUGUACCGAAUCAUGUUGCUUCUGUCAGUGCACAGACAUGCUAUCAUGUCAGCCAGUAUUGAAUGUCAUUUGAUUGUGUAUUUUUUUAAGUCAAUCCAGCGCAUAGAACGGACAUUGUUUAAAAGCUCUGAAUGCUGGGAUUGGGUUUUUAACCCCUGAUUUUAUUCUGAACAAUUUCUAAAGAAAGAAAAGUUGAAAGAAUACAGUGACUGCAUGUAUAUCUACUACUAGGCUCCUACAACCACUCUUUGGCCAUAUUUGCUCUCUAGAGCCACACGUGUAUGAAAUACAGAUAUGCACAUAUAUAUGAGUGUAUGUUUGAUUUUAUUAUUAACCUUUGAGAUGUUAAGAUACAUAUACCCUAAAUACUUCAACAUCCCCUAAAAAUAGUGAUAAUGUCCUUUUAAAAAAAAUCUCCUGAAUCCAUUAUAAAAUCAAUAAUUUCCAGAUAGUGCCUGGUCUCCAGAUUUAACUGUAACUGCCCAGAAUCCCAUUAAAGUUACAGCCUGAUUUCAUUUGUAGUUCUUUGAUCAGGUUAAUAACACUCUUUUGAAAAGAUGUAGAAGAAAUCCUUUCUUCAAAAUGGUCAAACUUAUUCCAGGUUUUAAUUAAGAAAAGUGAGUGGCUAAAGAAGUUUGAUCUUUCUUCAAUCUCUGACUUUUAUGCCUCCUCUUUCAGUGAUAGCAUAGCGUAAUAGGUGUAAGUGGAGAUUUAAAGUCACAAAAGUCAGCUGGUAUUGUAUGAGCUAAUAAUUCAUGUCAUAUUGACUGUAUUUCGUUUCUUUUAAGUUUAAGAAAUUGGUCAGAGGCUCCAGCUCAUUGGAAAGGCUGAGUGAAAGGCAUUGUGAAAAUAGGUUUCCUUUAAACAUUAAUCACUGACACCCCCCCCCCCCCGCCAUGUAAGAGAGACCCCUCCCCCACUGCAUUCAUUUUAAAAUACGUUGCCCCAAUCUCAAAUCUGUUUAGCACUUAUGUAAACAGAUGGGAACAAAUUUGGAGGACAUGAUAGCUGCAUAAAAGGUUACGCUACAGUUUAUGCACUGAUUUCUGGACAAAAAAAAUGGCGCUUCUUUUUGUUUGGAGCUUGUUUUAUUCUGAUUCGAAUGCUGUAUAAAGUGAUGGAGACUCCGUUUACAUGAGUUCCCAACUGUAUUCAUACCUGUGUAUGUGCCCUCUGUGUGGGGCUCACAGAUGUCACUUAUGCUGUCUGAGUGCAGUGCUGUGUUCCCAAUGUGUAGAACAGAAGACUGCAUUUUUAAAGUUACAGAUUUGUAAAUAGAACUAAGUAAUAUCUCUAUAAACUGUUUGGGGGGACGGGGCACAAAAGGAGGAGCCAAUUAAAUAGGACCUUCUAAAAUUUGUUAAUUUUGUAAACUUUGCUUCUUUUAUAAGUUAUUCUGUGAUUCCUUUUAGUUACUGAGUUUUAUUUUGAAGAUAUUUAAAUAUUGCACUUGUAUAAAAAGUACGAUAAAUGCAGACUGUUGCAGUCAAAAUUUUUUUUAAAGCUAGGAUAUCUGAAAUGACAACUUUCAGUUCAGUAUGUCAAGCCAGGACAGAAUUUUCACAAAUGUAUUGUAGUUUGCAAAUUCUUAUACUGAAAAUGUAAGGGGAGUCAAUGCAAAUGAUUUUUAAUCUUUUUUUUUUUAUCUUUUCAGCAAUUUAUAUUUUUUUUGUGAUUUUAUGCAAUCAUAUUUUUACUUCGUCUUGACAACUGAAAGCUGUAUGAUGUUUUUGCCAGAAAAGUACUGUAUACAUAGUUUUAAAUAUAACAGAUUUUGCUGAUAUGUAAAAAUUUUGCCAUUAAAGUUGAUUUCUCAUGAAAGGAACUUUUCUAUCAAGUUGGGAGACACGAGAGCUUAAUAUAUCUAAUUUAAAAUAAUUUCACCGAAAUAAACACCAUUGCUUUUACUUUGAUUAUAUUUUUUCUUAAGAUGCUUUUGUAGUGUUUUGGAGUUUUAGAUAAUUUUAUAUAAAUUCUCUCCCUGCCUUGCACCAUCCUUUGGAUAUUUGAUACCAUUCACCUAUGAACUAAAGUGGCUGGGUGUGUAAGAUCUGUAUUCCAAGUGGCAUCUUGGGAAAGAAAACCAUGUUGUCUAAAUUCUUCUUAACUCCUCCCCUCCACCGUUCAUUGUGGGCUCUGACAUGAAUGAAAUUCCACACACAGCCUAACUGUAAGUCGGUUGUUGGGAGGAGUCAAUCAUUGUGGUCUAUGUAUGUUUGCCCAGAGUAACCUGAUUUAGAAAGAUGGCAUAAUAAAGAAAACAUUCAUUUUUUCAUCUGUUA
Rattus norvegicus (Norway rat) is the source of this 7034-nucleotide messenger RNA. NCBI's taxonomy places the organism in Eukaryota, Metazoa, Chordata, Mammalia, Rodentia, Muridae. The record is from RefSeq and is a predicted model, not a curated record.